UGCAACUUCGCUCGGCCACCAUUCACUUAUGCAUUGACUCUUCUUGGCUGCAGGCUCGGUUCCAGUGUGUGAGGAUGGAGCCGUGUGGACGCUGAGUGCAGCUGGACGCUCGGCUCCGUGCUGGCUGCAUGGUGCUCCGUGUCUCUGCCUGCUGCUUUCUGACGCUCGGGGUUGCAGUCUGGCCUCCAGCCGCGGCUGCGAAUUCACUUCAUUUGUCAGCGUCGCCUUGCUCCCAAAGUCAUGUUUAUUUUAUAAAGAUGGCGGUGAGGGGGACACUGUGAACUAAAUGACUGUCAGAAACAUCGCCUCCAUUUGUAAUAUGGGCACCAAUGCCUCUGCUCUGGAGAAAGACAUCGGCCCGGAGCAAUUCCCAAUCAAUGAACACUACUUUGGAUUGGUCAAUUUUGGAAACACAUGCUACUGUAACUCAGUGCUGCAGGCACUCUACUUCUGCCGGCCUUUCCGGGAGAACGUGCUGGCCUACAAAGCCCAACAGAAGAAGAAGGAGAACCUGCUCACGUGCCUGGCUGACCUCUUCCACUCCAUCGCCACACAGAAGAAGAAAGUGGGCGUCAUCCCGCCCAAGAAGUUCAUCUCCCGCCUACGGAAGGAGAACGAUCUGUUUGACAACUACAUGCAGCAGGAUGCCCACGAAUUUCUCAACUACCUGCUGAACACGGUGGCCGACAUCCUGCAGGAGGAGAAGAAGCAGGAAAAGCAGAACGGACGCCUCAAGAACAACGGCACCGCUGUCACCACGGAGACCGAGACAGAGAACAAGACGGAGCCCACAUGGGUCCACGAUAUCUUCCAAGGCACACUGACCAAUGAGACACGCUGCCUCAACUGUGAAACAGUGAGCAGCAAAGAUGAGGAUUUUCUGGAUCUCUCUGUGGAUGUGGAGCAGAACACAUCAAUAACACACUGCCUCAGGGACUUCAGUAACACAGAGACUUUGUGCAGUGAAUACAAAUACUACUGUGAGGCAUGCUGCAGCAAGCAGGAAGCACAGAAACGGAUGCGUGUGAAGAAGCUUCCUAUGAUCCUGGCGCUACACCUGAAGAGGUUUAAGUACAUGGAGCAGCUGCACCGCUACACCAAGCUGUCCUAUCGAGUGGUUUUCCCCCUAGAGCUCCGUCUGUUCAACACGUCCGGAGACGCGGUCAACCUGGAUCGCAUGUAUGAUCUAGUGGCCGUGGUGGUGCACUGUGGCAGCGGCCCAAACAGAGGUCAUUACAUCACCAUAGUGAAGAGUCACGGCUUCUGGCUGCUGUUUGAUGAUGACAUAGUGGAGAAAAUUGACGCCCAGGCCAUCGAGGAGUUUUAUGGUCUUACCUCGGACAUCUCUAAGAACUCUGAGUCGGGAUACAUCCUCUUCUACCAGUCGAGGGAGUGACUGGAUCUGGAUCAGUGACACAGGAAGAGACUAAACAGGAUGAGACCUGUUUGUUUUUGUUUUUUUUUACCUUACAGAUCCAGAUUCACCUUCACCCCCAUCCUCCUCCUCCUUCCUCCAUGUCAGACCUCUACUGACGUAUGUGCCAAUCCUCUACCCCAGCGCCUGCCCCUGGGUUUGCCUGUUCCUCAUCUCUCUCUCUCUUUCUCUGUCUCUCUCUCUGUAUAAUUUGCUUCUCAUGUUCUAGUCACCUGCAUCUGGACUGCACUUUAAGAGAAAGGCAAAAAUGCUCUACAGCAUGACAGAAACAUAAAAGGAGUGUACAUCCACAUCAAGCCCUGCUCCCUUUGGUGUAGACUGGUAGGAGAAACCUAGCAGAGGUGAUUCCCCACCAGGAACAUGACUGGGCGAAGGGUCUGGCUUGUCAAAAAUUGUACUAUAUCAUUUAUAUGUAUAUACGGUCUACUUCCAUUCAUGUGUCACCUUCCCCCCUCUCCUUUCAUUAGGGCUAUUUCCCCCCCCUCAUCACUGUUGGGUCCUUUAAAAUGUUCAUGUCCCUGGUGGAUGCAUGAGAAGCGAAUGAAGUUGGAGACAAACACUGUAUAAUAGGCACAGAUAGAUUUCAUGCAUUUCUAAUGGUUUCGAAGCAAUAUCUUAGCAUUAAUUAGUGAGAAGUCACAAGCUGAAAACUACCUAAAACGAUUAACUCCUGACAGUACGAAGGUCGUCUGUAUCCCAUAGAGAAUCACUCUGAGCUGCUGCCUGUCUAACCAGAUAUGACCCAGUACUUUAACACUACACACGAAAGGACACUGCUGUUUUUAACAUCAGCAGACCUUUCUCUAUCAAAUCAAUCUCCACUCAGAUCAGCUGAAUCUUUAUAAUUUUUUAUGAUAUUAAAAAAAAAACCUAUUUAUUGAACUUAACAUAUUUAUUACUGUUAUUUGUAAUGCUGACUGCUUGUUAAUGAAGGUUUGUGUGUGUAAUAAGGCUCAUUUCAGAGCUUACUGUCUAUGCUCUUAUGGUGUAUGUAAUACACGACUUGAUAGGACAGCUAUGGCAGGGUUGCAACAAAAAAAAAAAUUGGUUUUAUCAGUUUGUUGUUCGCAUGUUAUGUGAAAAGAUGAGACAGAUUAACAUGAUGCAAGUGAGACUAAACCCACAACUGCCUAAUUUAUCGAUUUGACAUUUUAAAAAAAAAAGAAGAAAAUAGGGCAAUAACAGGGGGAGUUAUUCAAUGUGGAAUUACCCCAUGAGACUUGAUAUACAGUAUAUUUAAAUGUUAGUAGAUGUGUUUCUUAGCAGCUGAUCUUUUCCCCCCCAGUGCUGUGUGUUUGUGUACCCAUGAUCAAAAUAAUACUCCCCCCUUUUAACACACAUAAUGCCCACUUACCUGCUGGGAUGUUUGCUGCAACGUUCUGUCAUCCAUCUCUUUUGCAACCUUACAUGGCAUUGUCUUUUUCUUUUUAUUAUUACUCCUUUGUUGAACUACAACAUUGUUUUUCUUGAGUUGUCUCUUGACUUUGAUGACGUGACUUGUGUAUUUCAUAUGUAGGACAUUGCUCCCCUAGAGGUAAAAUUCAUGUUUCAAUGUUAAUUAAUACAAUAUCCCGUGUAGAUGAUCUUCUCUUUGGCCUAUUCCCCAGGGUUUGUUGCCAUGUCCUGUAUAGUGAGACAUCAAACGCCUUGUUUUCAUGUCAAUGACAUUCCUAUUUGCCGCACAUCAGAGGAUAUUACCAUUUCAAACGCAUCUCAUUUUAAAUAAGAGGUAGGACUAGGAUUAAUCUGUUAGUUUAGUGUCUGUGUCUAUACAGGAAAGACAGAAUUUAAGGUGAAAAUAGUGAAACUCGGGAUGUUGAAUGCACUUGUUUCUGCUGUCUCUUCCAUUGAGUGUGUUACUGGAUGAAGUCAUGAGGAAUAUGUGCCAAACUGGAGUCGAUAUUGAACUUGCAACAUGUCUUUAACAGAACAUUAUUUUCUUUGUAAAGAUACAACUGUACAUAUAUAUUAUGUAGAAAACACUUCUGGAAAUAGGAAAAUAUUUUUUUAAAGUGAAGAUCUUGAAAAUGUAAAAACAACAAAAAAAACACACACACAAAGAUUUUAGCUUACCGUUGAUCAUAAAUGAAACCCUGUUAAGAAAUACUGUGCUAUUUUACAAUCACUCGAUCACAUUAUCAAUCAGAGAAUCAUACAGAAUCACCAUCUGUCAUAUUAUUGCCGUUCUUUGUCGGGUUUAACUGAGCCAGGGUAGGGAGCGGUUGAAGGAUUAGUCUUGAGACAUUUUAGACCCGUGUGAGAAGAAAGAGACUUUUAAUGCGCUGAUCUUCCAAUAACACUUAUGCACUCGCCCUCACUGAGAUGCUCAGUCGUUGCACUUGGUCUAAUUUAUCUUACUGUGAUAGUGUUCUACCUAGGAGAGCUCCACCAGGUGGGAUCUGAUUGAGCUUGUGGGAGGGAAGGAGGAGAUGAAUUUGACUCUCCAUUUGGCUGUAAACUGAAAGUGCACUUUAUUAGUGAUGAGCUUCAAUGCUUUAACAUGAAGAACCACAGUCUAAGGCCCGAUCCCAAUGUCCACGCUCACGGACUAUAAUGCGUGUUGCUGCUAAGUCUGCAAGGGCUUAGAGCUGUGCCACUGUCAAGGCUUAUGAAAUUAGUAAGAGAAAAAAAAGACUAAAAUGAUCCUAUAGUGACUCACCAUCCACUGAAAAAUGAAGUUCCAUGGCCUCCACUGUGUCUGAAAACAUAUCAAAUCUCUAGAACCCUGGAGAUUUCAUAAAAUGUUUGCUUCCGAAGUUGUGAGAACCAUAAGUGGGUUAUAGCAUGGUGACGUUAAAUUCGGAGUUACCAGGGGAUGUCUGGAAACAUUUAAAUUUAAAAAAAAGAAGAUAUACAUCAUGUGGAGCACUUGCAGCCCCUCGUACCACGCCAGACAGGUGACAUCAGUUCAGUCCGUGAGCGCUCAGGGCUUAGACCUUGAGGGGGGCAUUGGGAUUGGGCCUAACACACUCAUUUUGAGUUUUGUUUUUUUGUUUUUUUUUCUUCUGUUCAAUAAAAAUGACUAUCGACUAACUUGCUGGAGUGUUUUUUAUUUCUCUGCUGCUUCCUGAGUAGAAAGAUAAUUCAUUAAACACAAUUGCUUUCU
This is a messenger RNA of Scomber scombrus (Atlantic mackerel), 4541 nucleotides long. It is a transcript of the gene usp46, whose product is annotated as ubiquitin specific peptidase 46. Gene Ontology annotation, biological process: protein deubiquitination. Gene Ontology annotation, cellular component: cytosol; nucleus. The transcript is spliced from 9 exons. Gene Ontology annotation, molecular function: cysteine-type deubiquitinase activity; cysteine-type endopeptidase activity. Lineage: Eukaryota; Metazoa; Chordata; Actinopteri; Scombriformes; Scombridae. Bases 287 to 1396 code for a protein of 369 amino acids. The record is from RefSeq and is a predicted model, not a curated record.